Messenger RNA from Corylus avellana, 1044 nucleotides. The record is from RefSeq and is a predicted model, not a curated record. NCBI's taxonomy places the organism in Eukaryota, Viridiplantae, Streptophyta, Magnoliopsida, Fagales, Betulaceae.
AUGCCCAUUCAACCAGGACAAAGCUUAACUUAUGAAGUUAUAUUUUCUGACGAAGAAGGAACACUUUGGUGGCAUGCCCACAGUGACUGGUCGCGUGCCACAGUCCACGGUGCCAUUGUCAUCAACCCGCCACGGGGAACCUCUUAUCCAUAUCAUACGCAGCCCGAUGGCGAGCACGUGCUUGUACUCGGAGAAUGGUACAAUGGAGAUGUCAUGAAAAAUAUCGAAUACGCCCUGAAAACCGGUGGUGAUCCAAACAUAUCAGAUGCAUAUGCCAUCAAUGGCUUACUAGGACCUUCAGAUGCCUGCCCCACUGAUGAAAGUUAUACUCUAUCAGUAAAAGACGGCAAGACAUAUCUUCUCCGUAUAGUAAAUGCGGUGAUGAAUGAGGAAAUGUUUUUUGGAAUCGCAGACCACAAGAUUACAGUUGUGGGACAAGAUGGUGCAUACAUAACGCCCAUAACCGACGUGGAAUACAUAAUGAUAACCCCAGGACAAACAAUGGACGUAUUGCUAACAGCAAACCAGGCACCCAGUUACUAUUACGUCGUUGCUACACCUUUCAUGGACGACAGUCGAGGUGCCCCAUUUGACAAGAACCACACUUCAGCCAUUCUUAUGUAUACAGGGGCUACUCCUCCGACCACUAUUCCCUCUCCGUCCCUUCCUGAUUCCGGCGACAGGGAUGCUGCAAGCAGCUUCACAAGUCAAAUAAAGUCAUUGAACCCGGUUGAUGUGCCGACAGUUAUCAACAAACACAUUUUGAUAUCAGUGUCUGUAAAACAGAUACUUUGCCCCGAGCACAAUUGUUCGGGUCCACAGAAUAAUAGACAUGCUGCAAGCUUGAACAACAUAACUUUCCAGAACCCAACCACUGAUAUACUUUAUUCAUACUACUGUGACUUGCCUUUGGACAAAGAUUUCCCGGAUAUGCCUCCCGUUCAGUUUGACUACACAGGGCCUGAUGCGGAUAAAUAUAAAAUCCCAAGCGUAGGAACCAAGGCACUUGUAACGUUACAAUCUCAUAUAGCGGAAAAACUGUAA